AUGGACCGAGGCAUACCCCCUCGGAACAGCCACUACAAAAACAAUAACCGAAACGCUCAAACGAGAAUUCUUUCACAAUUCUUUUCACGUUUCGGAUACCCCCGUGUAAGCUUAAGCGACAACGGCCCACAGUUCGUAGCAAACGAUAUGCGUAAAGCGAUCGAACAGUGGGGAGCCGAGGGUUGGACAACUCCGGUAUAUCACCCGAGAGCCAACCCAGUCGAACGCCGUAACCAGGAAUUAAAAAAAGGUCUACGCGCGCUACUCGUUGACGGCAACCACAACACCUGGGACACCAAGCUAGCCCCCAUAAUUUUUUCGAUCAGGAACAGACGCAACGACCGGACAGGAUAUCCACCAUCGGUACUCGUCCUCGGGAGAGAGGGCAAAAGGCCGGGGGAUUGGAUACUGUCGCGGACAGUGGACAACACGAUCGAACAAAUAAAUUUGGAUAGGGCGAAGUACGAAAACAAUGUACUAAGCGCACCACCUGUAACAGGUGGCCCGACGGACACAAAGUACAAAACAGGUGACACGGUGUACAAGGCACACCUACUGUCAAACGAACACAAAAAAUUCCACACCGGCUUCGCACCGAAAUGGUGGGGGCCAGUAAAGCUGCACAAACGCGUAGGCAAAGGUGUGUUCAUUACAGACCAACAGUCAGCACGCAAAAUUCGCAUGUCCUGCCUCAAACGGGUGACCACCGCAGCGCCCCAAACACCAUCCACCCACACACCCACCCAAUCAACCAUACACCCACAAUAG
Messenger RNA from Acyrthosiphon pisum (pea aphid), 768 nucleotides. RefSeq lists its product as uncharacterized. The record is from RefSeq and is a predicted model, not a curated record. NCBI's taxonomy places the organism in Eukaryota, Metazoa, Arthropoda, Insecta, Hemiptera, Aphididae. The transcript has a single exon. The coding region runs from base 1 to 768 and encodes 255 amino acids. Gene Ontology annotation, molecular function: nucleic acid binding. Gene Ontology annotation, biological process: DNA integration.